CUGACACACCAGGCGGGUCGGGGGUAUUAGUGAGCCACGCUCACUUUUGCACUUGUUUUCUUCUGAUUUUAUAACAAGUUGCAUAUAACUCUAUGUCAGGUGUUUUGUGUACAGGUGUCUAGGCUUGGACUCAUCGGUGGGGAAUCAGUCAAAGAUACAACAAGAAUUAUGACUUCUGUGGUUAGCCAUCCACUGGCAUUACAACUCAUUGGAUGGGCAAAGGAGAAAAAACAGGCUUUUCGACUCUGUCUUAAAGAAGUUAUUUUCAAAGCUGUGAGAAGAAAUCCUGAAAUACACAAGGCCACAGACAACGACAUUGAGAAGUGCGCCAAGGAUUGGCUCCGUGGUGCAAGUGACAGAAAUGGGGCCCGGAAACUAAGAUAUAUGCGGGCUGCAGCUGCAGCUUCUUCUUCUACUACAGAGAUGCCCGAGGAAUGAACUGCCGAUGUGGUUAUCUCAUAAAUAAAUAUUCUUCAUGUAAUCAUCGUUUUUGGUGUCUUUGCAUAACAAUCAGU
Haliotis rufescens (red abalone) is the source of this 515-nucleotide messenger RNA. RefSeq lists its product as uncharacterized. The transcript is spliced from 2 exons. Bases 169 to 438 code for a protein of 89 amino acids. The record is from RefSeq and is a predicted model, not a curated record. NCBI's taxonomy places the organism in Eukaryota, Metazoa, Mollusca, Gastropoda, Lepetellida, Haliotidae.